AUGCCCUACAAGCGCAGCUUCAACACAGUGGGCGUCCACUGCGGCGGCGAAGUCUGCGACGUCGUAACAGGCGGCGUCCGUGAUGUCCCCGGUAAAACAAUGUACGAGAAGAUGGUAUACUUCUCCCAAAAAGAAGAUAACCUCCGCAAUCUUCUUCUCAAUGAACCAAGAGGUUGCUCAGCAAUGUGUCACAACCUUCUCCUUCCUCCAACAAACCCGGAAGCAGACUAUGGCUUCGUCAUCAUGGAGCAUGAAGAAUAUCCGCCUAUGUCUGGCGCAAAUACAGUUGCGACGGUGACUUGUUUGUUAGAGACGGGCAUGGUGGAGAUGAAAGAGCCUGAGACGGUGGUUAAGCUUGAUGCCCCGGCUGGACUGGUUACUGCGUAUGCAAAAUGUGAGAAGGGCAAGUGCAAGAGUGUUCGGUUUCAUAACGUGCCGGCAUUUGUGUUUGCGCUGGAUAAGGAGAUCGAUGUUCCUGGGCUCGGGAAAGUGAAAGUCGACAUUGCCUAUGGAGGCAUGAUUUACGUCUUGGUCGAUGCUGCCUCGGUUGGUCUCAAGAUCAAGAGCAACGAAGGAGCCAAGCUAGUGGAAGUCGGCGAACGCAUCAAGAGAGCCACAAUGGACCAAACAGACCCCGCUCAUCCCGAGAACUCGGGAAUUCACGGUGUCACAAUCAUCGAGUUCACGGAACCUCUCUACGAGUACAAGGAUGGAAAGGCUGCGAACACCACAGUUGUUGUAUCCCCUGGACGUCUAGAUCGAAGUCCUUGCGGAACAGGAACGUGUGCUCGAUUGGCCGUUCUUCAUGCUAGAGGGGAGCUAAAAGAGGGAGAGAACUUUUACCAUCGGGGGAUUACUGGGACGGAGUUUAUUGGAAGAGUGGAGGGGACUUCUCAGAUCGGGGAGUACUCUGCUGUGUUGCCGUCUGUUGAGGGACAGGCUUGGAUAACGGCUUUCAAGCAGGUCGUGUUGGAUCAUACGGAUCCUUUCCCCGAGGGAUUUAGGGUUGGCGAUACAUGGCAUUUGGAUCCAGAGGAAUAA
Fusarium coffeatum is the source of this 1041-nucleotide messenger RNA. RefSeq lists its product as uncharacterized. The coding region runs from base 1 to 1041 and encodes 346 amino acids. The record is from RefSeq and is a predicted model, not a curated record. The transcript has a single exon. Lineage: Eukaryota; Fungi; Ascomycota; Sordariomycetes; Hypocreales; Nectriaceae. Gene Ontology annotation, molecular function: 4-hydroxyproline epimerase activity.